Moneuplotes crassus is the source of this 2094-nucleotide messenger RNA. Lineage: Eukaryota; Ciliophora; Spirotrichea; Euplotida; Euplotidae. The record is from the annotation of a GenBank genome assembly.
AAUUAAUGGAAGCUCACAUAAAUUCUGAAAACCCCUUUAUUGCUCAAAGGAAUGAGGAGAACGAACACCAAGAUGAAGGUGGCUUUUAUUCAGCAGGAUUUACUGAGGAUGAAAAAUAUGAUGAAAAUUAUGGUGAUGGAGGCAUAUCUGUGAACCUCAUGGCCCAACACCGAGGAAGUCCUGACAGCCGGCAUGGAGCAGAACAAAAGCAUAAGACUUUACACAAGUUACAGAAAAACGAAGAUAACGCUCAAGAUGGUCUAAUUGGCUUCAGAAAAUCCCCUUCACAAGAGCGCUCUCGAAGUGGUAGUAAUCCCAGAAAUGAGAGGAAAGAAAGGAUGUUGAUGAAUAACCAACAAGAGACUCCUGAAAUGGAUAACAAAAAGAAAAACAAUGCAAAGCUAAAAUAAGAAAAUGAAAUUGAAGGACCUCGAAACUAAACUUAUGAGUGGCUUAUUCUCCUUUGAAACAUUGAAAAAAGAAGGUUACAAGAUGAUGGAAAUAACUUACAGAAAUUCAAUUUAUUAUGGUCAAGUUAAAGAAUUCGAGGACGCCCGUUGUCACAAAGAAGGAAAGGGUAUCCUCCUUUAUGAUAGCGGAAGGGUCUAUGAAGGAAAUUGGAAGAACAACAAAAGAGAAGGAAUCGGAUACGAACGAUUCCAGAGCUCAGGCAAUGAAGGUUCUAGCCAAGAUCUUAAAGACAAUACAGAUUGAGAUAUUUAUCAAGGAGAGUAUAUGAUGGGCAGGGCUCAUGGCAGAGGAGUCUACGUCUGGCAAAAUGGUGAAACCUAUGAUGGUGAGUGGUACAAAGGAAUGCGUCAGGGCAAAGGAAUCUGGAAAGGCAUCAACAACCAAUACUAUGACGGAGAGUGGUCCAAGGGAAAAGCCCAUGGCUUUGGAGUACAUCUCUGGUCAAACGGUGACAAAUAUGACGGUGAAUGGUACAGGUCUCUCAAACAUGGGAAAGGAAAAGACUAUUUCCAUAAUGGAGACACUUACGAAGGCGAGUACAGAUAUGGAAAAUUCGAAGGUAUUGGCACAUACAAGUACUCCAAAGGAGCUAUCUACGUUGGCCAAUUUAAAGAUGGCUGCAAGCAUGGAAAAGGCGAAUGGCAAGAAAAAGAGGAUGGCGGCGCUUCCUAUGAAGGAGAAUACCUUGCUGAUAAAAAGCAUGGCAUUGGAAUUUACAAAUGGCCAAGCGGCAAUGAAUACAGAGGGAACUAUGUUAAUGACAAGAGAGAAGGCUACGGGGAAAUGUACUGGACAGAUGGGAGCUUUUACAAAGGUGAAUGGAAGGAGGGUAUUCAAAAUGGUAAAGGCAAAAUGACCUUCUCAGAUGGCACAGUUAGAGAGGGACAGUUUGUCAACAAUAUGUACGUUGAACCAGGAAAUUAUCAGUUCUCAAAUGAGAAAAAUGAUCCUAAUGAUGCCUUUAACAGAUCAGUAUACUCACACAUGCCUAGAGCUAUCUUCACAGCUAUGCAUGAUAGAGAUAAAAGUUAUGGAGAUCAGUCUUCAGAAUAUAGGAGAAGAUACAGUAAUGCAGGUGAUGCGAGGAAUUCACAUUCUUUAAGCCUCCAAAAUAUUGGAAAGCAAAAAUUGAUCCCCAGAAGAGAUAAUAGCAUGGAUCAAGUAAAUGAAAGGUUUGAAUAUGAAGAAGAAAGUCGAAAUGUCAGCAGGCUAAUGAAUCCUUAUGCUAACAAUGAUGCAGAGGAGUAUGAUAGCGAUUACAUGGGGCCUCGUAAACCUUUUAUGAGAGAAGACAGAUCUACUUCUCCUCCAGAACAUGAUCCUGCAUUUCGUGUAAACCGUUACAAAUCUGUGGGUGUUCAAGAGAGCAAUGAUAGCUUUGUUCUUCCAAAAAUUACUCAAAAGAAGAGCGCCAAAAAGGAGAAGAAGCAAAGCCCUGGGAAAAUCAACAAUAGAUUCCUCAAAAAGUACCCUCAAUUAUUUAAAGGAGUGAGGAGAGGAGGAAGACCUAGGAAAGAGAAAGCUGGCAAGGGACUAAAAGUAUUAACAUAUAAGCCAUGGAUCCCAUCUUCAGUAAAGUACCAAUACUUCGGAGACAUUGCUCAAAAAUAUAAGGUAUAUUAA